Molecule: messenger RNA, 276 nt
Organism: Suillus plorans
Lineage: Eukaryota; Fungi; Basidiomycota; Agaricomycetes; Boletales; Suillaceae
Exons: 3
Coding region: 1-276 (91 amino acids)
Source: RefSeq, a predicted model, not a curated record
AUGGCCAAUACUCCUCACGCCUCAACGGUUUCCUGGCCUCUCCACGUUUAUGGCAUCACCGUCGAUUCCAGCAAGUCGAAACCGAAUAUAGAGUCUGUUGAAGUAUGGACCAGCAAGUAUUCACCAAUUGAACUCGAACGCGAAGCAGGAAAGAGGUUUCGACGGACGUUUUCUAAGCCCACGGUGCUUUCUCAAGGGGAUACAUUCUCUUUACAUUUGCGGUGCAAGACAUGGCUUGGGAUGAAGACCGAGCAUCAAGACAUUCCUUUCAACUGA